Parnassius mnemosyne (clouded apollo) is the source of this 612-nucleotide messenger RNA. The record is from the annotation of a GenBank genome assembly. Lineage: Eukaryota; Metazoa; Arthropoda; Insecta; Lepidoptera; Papilionidae.
AUGGAAAAUGUACUGUCGAGGAAAUUAAAACCAGAAGAGACUAUAGAUUGUACAAGCAUGGUGUACCGAUUGCUUUCUACGACAGGAUCCUGUCUGCUGAAAUUUGGCCGGAUAACGCCCAAAUUAAACCUUGGUUUUCCUUUCCUACAACAAGUCAUGGAAGGCAAAAACAAUAAUCAUGCAACUAUCUCUGCAAGGUUUGGAUCGAACUCACCGAGAUCCUUUAACAGUAAAGCGGUACUAAACAUCUUUUAUCAAAACGUCGGUGGUAUUAAAACGAAACUGCAUACAUGGAAAACCAAUCUACUAAUCCUAGAGUAUACCAUCGUCGCUGCGACUGAAACUUUCCUAGAUUCAUCCGUGGAAGACGCUGAGGUUGUAUGCGGUGGAUGGAGUCUCAUACGGCGUGAUAGAAGAACUUAUGGAGGAGGGGUAUUGCUUUCCACUAAACCUAGUAUCACGCCUGUUAGACAACAUAAUUUAGAAACCCUUAAUGGCGAAGACGUCUGGAUUAAAUUUAAUUUUCAUGGCAUCAAUGUAAAUGUCUGCGUCGUAUACAUACCACCCAGUGCUACGGAUGCGGUCUAUUUUGAUUGGUUGAAAGCUUUAUAA